CWAAUUAAGUGGUUUGAGUACAUUUUGUUUAUCUUUUAUUCCCYACACUGUUCAAUAUCUGUGACAUGUUAUUCCAUAUUAAAACAAUUAUUAAAAAUUCGUCAAACAGAUAAAAACAGCAGGUUCUAAGCAUAGUUUUGUUUUGRAAGAUCUUGCCACUCGCAACAUGGCRAACUCUGCUAGCGGACCGCUUGUACAGGCCAAUAACAGCGUCUACACKUCUUACGUCUAUGUGUUUCAAUGAUCGGACGGGAAUACGUAACAAAUCAGRCAACUAUACAGGGAAGUGAUCGCCGGACUGCUCUGCCUGCUGCUAUCAGUACAGUGGACCUUUCUGUCGUUCUGUACCAGCUUAUGAAGAGAUUGUCGCUCUUGCAAUGGAAAACGAACAGAUGGACAAAAAUGUGUUUUUAUUGACAGGAGGUUGUGGCUAUUUUGGAUUUCGCCUGGCAUGCGCUCUGCAUAAAAGAGGAGCCAGAAUCACUCUAUUUGACACCGUUCCUCCAUGCCAAGAACUUCCUGAAGACAUGAUGUUUGUGCAAGGAGACAUUCGUGAAUAUGCACAAGUUGAGAAGGCCGUGUUUGGUGUAGACUGUGUGUUUCACAUUGCCUCUUAUGGGAUGUCUGGCAGAGAGCAGYUGAAUAGACAUCUGAUUGAGGCAGUCAACGUUCAGGGGACGAAGAACAUCCUGAGRGCUUGUGUGGAGAACGGAGUGUCAAGGUUGGUUUACACCAGUACUUUCAACGUGGUGUUCGGAGGCCAAGUGAUAGAGAAUGGCGAUGAAAGUCUUCCUUAUCUGCCGCUCCACCUUCAUCCCGACCACUACUCUAGAACCAAGUCCUUGGCGGAGAUGGCAGUGCUACAGGCAAACGGAGCAGCUCUGUUUGGUAGCCCUGGGGUGCUGAGAACCUGUGCCCUGCGCCCAGCGGGUAUCUAUGGGCCUGGUGAGCAGAGGCACCUGCCUAGGAUAGUUAGCUACAUAGAGAGGGGGAUCUUUAGGUUUGUUUAUGGUAGUCCCARMAGUUUGGUGGAGUUUGUCCACGUGGAUAACCUUGUGUCUGCCCACAUGCUAGCUGCAGAGGCUCUAACUUCAGAGAAGCAGCAUCGCUCUGCUGGCCAGGCUUACUUCAUUUCGGAUGGCAGGCCGGUCAAUAACUUUGAAUUCUUCCGACCUCUCGUUGAAGGCUUAGGCUACCCUUUCCCAAAACUCCGCUUCCCCAUCUCUCUCAUCUACCUGUUUGCCUUUCUCACCGAAAUGAUUCACCAUCUCAUCGGCCCAUUCUACAACUUUCAGCCCCUKCUGACUCGCACYGAGGUGUAUAAAACUGGAGUUACGCAUUAUUUCAGYAUGGYGAAGGCCAAAGCRGAGCUGGGAUACGAGCCGCAGGACCACAACCUGGACGAGGUGGUGCAGUGGUUCAAAAGCAGAGGCCAUGGGAAGAGACGUCACGGCUCCGUYUUCAGGAGAUUAAUACUCAACUUUGUGUUUGUUUCUGCUUUUAUUGCUGUGGUUUUGUCGUUUCUGCCGGUUGCUGGCAGCUGAUGAAAAGCUCUUCAAGCUACAACCAGUCAAUCAAAAUGAACUUAUCCAGCACUUUAGUGUAACACAAAGUGCUUCAGAUGCUUGACGAAGAAACAGAUUMUUUGCUUUUUAUGUUUUAAUUGAUCUAAAAUCUUCAUACUUCAACGCAGAAAUCAAUUAUGUGUUUCAUUUGAAGCUAAAAAAAAGAAAGCUCUGGGACUAACCUGUCUUUGUUGCUUAUAAUGACUCAAACAACACUACCUCUCUGUUUUCAUUCAGUCGACGGGGAUAAAGAUUCAUAAUUACAUGUUUUAUUGAUAUACUUUAACGGUAUUAUAAGAAGUUAAUGAAGUCUGACAAUUGUGAUCAACAUCCAUUGUUUUUUUUUGUUUUUAAAGUCAAACUCGGAAUAUUAACAAUGUUUUGGGAAUAAAAAUACGAUUUUGUACUCUUACAUUAAAGUUCUGCUCUUUCAGUAGGAGGUAUUGAUGGUAUCUCAAAGCAAUCAGCUGGACUUCCUUGGAUAGAUUGCUUUUUACAGCUUUGACUGUACUGCGUUAGAAACAGGGCUGAGUCACACUGUAUGUAAUUGGAUCUGAAUGUGACUUUACUGAAAUAUUUUGAACUAAACUCGGACCAAAUUGGAUUAUAUGCUUCUACAGAUGAAUUGUAUGUCAUUGUAAAGUGCCUUAAGAUAGCAUUUGUUACACUUUCACACUGUAAAUGAACUGAAUGAAUUUGUUUGUAUGGUGGGGUUCUUA
Poecilia reticulata (guppy) is the source of this 2284-nucleotide messenger RNA. Lineage: Eukaryota; Metazoa; Chordata; Actinopteri; Cyprinodontiformes; Poeciliidae. The record is from RefSeq and is a predicted model, not a curated record.